Chionomys nivalis (European snow vole) is the source of this 8247-nucleotide messenger RNA. RefSeq names its product EPH receptor A5 (gene Epha5). Gene Ontology annotation, cellular component: plasma membrane; neuron projection. Gene Ontology annotation, biological process: protein phosphorylation; cell surface receptor protein tyrosine kinase signaling pathway; axon guidance. The record is from RefSeq and is a predicted model, not a curated record. The coding region runs from base 819 to 3941 and encodes 1040 amino acids. The transcript is spliced from 18 exons. Gene Ontology annotation, molecular function: transmembrane-ephrin receptor activity; ATP binding; protein binding. Lineage: Eukaryota; Metazoa; Chordata; Mammalia; Rodentia; Cricetidae.
UCGGGGAGACGCCGGAGCUCCAGACACAGCAGGAGCGCGCCGCGCGGGUGCAGUCGCCAGGCAGCUCGCCCUGGCCGCCGCCGCGCACUCCGCCUCCGCGCUGAGCAGCGGGAACCGCAGCGAUUCGAGCCGCCGGGCUCAGCUCCGCUCCCGGGUCCGCGCUCCAGCCUGCUCCGCUCGCCGCACCGCCCCCGGCAGCGCUCAACCCUCAACGUUUGGACUUCCCUCUGCCGGCCUCUCCAGUCGCUAGAUCGCUGCCUUUGCUCCACUCUCCUCGCUGUUUGCUACACCACGCUAGCUCUACUAUUCUCCCGUUUAUCCAUAGGCACCCCUGCUUGCAUUUCCCCCGCUCCUUUAUAUAGAAAGCAUCAUUUUGAUUUAAGAUGAGUCGUCUUUUUUAAUCUCGCCGUUUCAGUACUGAAGACUGAAAGGGAACCUUGACCACCACUCCAACCCUGGUGGCACUUAAAAAAAAAAUCACAAUUUUAAAAGAAAGAACAAGAAAAAAAGAAAAGUCUUAAGAGGCAAAGGAGCAGAACUCGGGACCCUCUGCAGACCCUUGAUUCUGACCACCCAGGACUAUACUAGUCAUCAGAACUCCUAAUUUAUCUCAUUCAACUGAAAGGGAGGGCGACUGGAGCUAGAAGCAAACUUCGGUGGUCUCCCUGGAUCCUUGAUUCCCGCCUUGGAGGGGUCGAGCGCCAGAAGACACAGGAUCCCACCAGGAGGAGGAGUCCCGCGUUUCUCUCUUUUCUCCCACCAAGCCUGAACCUUAGACUGAGACACGCGGGAUAUAGAGGAGGAAAGGAUAGUAAAAGAUGCGGGGCUCCGGGCCCCGCGGUGCGGGACACCGACGGACCCAGGGCAGAGGUGGCGGCGACGACAUCCCCCGCAUCCCUGUCUCUCUGGCAGGCUGUUAUUCUGCACCUCUUAAGGGUCCCCUCUGGACGUGCCUCCUCUUAUGUGCGGCGCUCCGGACCCUUCUGGCCAGCCCCAGCAAUGAAGUGAAUUUACUGGACUCCCGCACUGUCAUGGGGGACCUUGGAUGGAUUGCUUUUCCAAAAAAUGGGUGGGAAGAGAUUGGCGAAGUUGAUGAAAACUAUGCCCCUAUCCACACAUACCAAGUAUGCAGAGUUAUGGAACAGAAUCAGAACAAUUGGCUGUUGACAAGUUGGAUAUCCAAUGAAGGUGCUUCCAGAAUCUUUAUUGAACUCAAAUUUACUCUAAGGGAUUGCAACAGCCUUCCUGGAGGACUGGGCACUUGUAAGGAGACAUUUAACAUGUAUUAUUUUGAAUCCGAUGAUGAGAAUGGAAGGAAGGUUAAAGAGAAUCAGUACAUCAAGAUUGAUACCAUUGCUGCUGAUGAGAGCUUUACAGAAUUAGAUCUUGGAGACCGUGUUAUGAAACUCAAUACGGAGGUCAGAGAUGUAGGACCUCUGAGUAAAAAGGGAUUUUAUCUCGCUUUCCAAGAUGUCGGUGCUUGCAUUGCUCUGGUUUCUGUGCGAGUGUACUAUAAGAAAUGUCCUUCUGUGGUAAGACACUUGGCUGUCUUCCCUGACACCAUCACUGGAGCUGAUUCUUCACAGUUGUUAGAGGUGUCAGGUUCCUGUGUCAACCAUUCUGUGACAGAUGAUCCUCCCAAAAUGCACUGCAGUGCUGAAGGAGAGUGGCUGGUUCCCAUUGGGAAAUGCAUGUGCAAGGCCGGAUAUGAAGAGAAAAAUGGCACCUGCCAAGUGUGCAGACCUGGGUUCUUCAAAGCUUCUCCUCACAGCCAGAGCUGCAGCAAAUGUCCACCUCACAGUUACACCCAUGAGGAAGCUUCCACCUCUUGUGUCUGUGAAAAGGAUUAUUUCAGGAGGGAAUCUGAUCCGCCCACAAUGGCAUGCACAAGACCCCCCUCAGCUCCUCGGAAUGCCAUCUCAAAUGUUAAUGAAACUAGUGUCUUUCUGGAGUGGAUUCCGCCUGCUGACACUGGUGGACGGAAAGAUGUAUCAUAUUAUAUUGCAUGCAAGAAGUGCAACUCCCAUGCAGGGGUGUGUGAGGAGUGUGGAGAUCAUGUCAGGUACCUCCCCCAGCAAAUCGGCCUGAAAAAUACCUCUGUCAUGAUGGUGGACCUACUUGCUCACACAAACUAUACCUUUGAAAUUGGGGCAGUGAAUGGAGUUUCCGACUUGAGCCCAGAGACCCAGCAGUAUGUGUCUGUAAAUGUAACCACGAAUCAAGCAGCUCCCUCGCCAGUCACCAACGUGAAAAGGGGAAAGAUUGCAAAGAACAGCAUCUCUUUGUCUUGGCAAGAGCCAGAUCGCCCCAAUGGAGUCAUCCUGGAGUAUGAAAUAAAGUACUUUGAAAAGGACCAAGAGACCAGCUAUACAAUUAUCAAGUCUAAAGAGACCACUAUUACCGCGGAGGGCCUGAAGCCUGCGUCUGUGUAUGUCUUCCAAAUUCGAGCACGAACAGCAGCAGGCUACGGUGUCUUCAGUCGAAGAUUUGAGUUUGAAACCACACCAGUGUCAGUAGCAGCAUCCAAUGAUCAAAGCCAGAUUCCCAUCAUUGCAGUGUCUGUGACCGUGGGAGUCAUCUUGUUGGCAGUGAUGAUUGGCUUCCUCCUCAGUGGCAGUUGCUGCGAGUGUGGCUGUGGACGGGCUUCUUCCCUGUGCGCUGUUGCCCAUCCAAGCCUAAUAUGGCGGUGUGGCUACAGCAAAGCCAAGCAGGAUCCAGAAGAGGAAAAGAUGCACUUUCAUAAUGGGCACAUUAAACUGCCAGGGGUCAGAACCUACAUUGAUCCUCAUACCUAUGAAGAUCCCAAUCAAGCUGUCCAUGAGUUUGCCAAGGAGAUCGAAGCUUCGUGCAUCACCAUUGAGAGAGUCAUUGGAGCAGGUGAAUUUGGUGAAGUUUGUAGUGGACGUUUGAAACUACCAGGAAAAAGAGAAUUACCUGUGGCUAUCAAAACUCUUAAAGUAGGAUAUACCGAGAAGCAGCGCAGAGAUUUUCUGGGCGAAGCAAGUAUCAUGGGACAGUUUGAUCAUCCGAACAUCAUCCAUCUAGAAGGUGUUGUGACCAAAAGCAAACCUGUGAUGAUAGUGACAGAGUAUAUGGAGAACGGCUCCUUGGACACGUUUUUAAAGAAAAACGAUGGCCAGUUCACUGUGAUUCAGCUUGUUGGCAUGCUGAGAGGCAUCGCUGCAGGAAUGAAGUACCUUUCUGACAUGGGCUACGUGCAUAGAGACCUUGCUGCUAGGAACAUCUUAAUCAACAGUAACCUUGUAUGCAAAGUGUCUGACUUUGGGCUUUCCAGGGUACUGGAAGAUGAUCCUGAGGCAGCCUACACCACAAGGGGAGGCAAAAUUCCAAUCAGAUGGACUGCCCCAGAAGCAAUAGCUUUUCGAAAGUUCACUUCUGCCAGUGAUGUCUGGAGCUAUGGAAUCGUUAUGUGGGAAGUUGUAUCCUAUGGGGAGAGACCCUACUGGGAGAUGACCAAUCAGGAUGUGAUCAAAGCAGUGGAAGAAGGCUACCGCCUGCCAAGCCCCAUGGAUUGCCCUGCUGCUCUCUAUCAAUUAAUGCUGGAUUGCUGGCAAAAAGAUCGAAAUAGCAGGCCCAAGUUUGAUGAAAUCGUCAACAUGCUGGACAAGCUGAUACGAAACCCAAGUAGUCUGAAGACACUGGUUAAUGCAUCAAGCAGGGUAUCUACUUUGUUGGCUGAGCAUGGUUCUCUGGGGUCAGGGGCCUACAGAUCAGUAGGUGAAUGGUUGGAAGCAAUCAAGAUGGGCCGGUAUACAGAAAUUUUCAUGGAAAAUGGAUACAGUUCAAUGGACGCUGUGGCUCAGGUUACCUUGGAGGACUUGAGGCGCCUGGGAGUGACUCUGGUCGGUCACCAGAAGAAGAUCAUGAGCAGCCUUCAAGAGAUGAAGGUGCAGCUGGUAAAUGGGAUGGUGCCAGUGUGACCUCUGUGUUUCACUUCUCCAAGUGAACAACUCUGCACUUUGUAAACAGCCCUGAGAUUUCUUUUAACAAUUCUAGGAGAAAAGGGAAAAGAGUGAUAUCUAAACCUUUGGAGGCAUUUGCCUCAGCCAUUGAAUUUGUAAUCAAUAUUUUACUAAAAUAUCCAUAUCUUCCUCUUAUUGUCUUCGUUUUAUGAACAAAUGUAACCUGCAUAGAGUGGAAACAUGGAGAUAAACAUUCUAUAAUAAAAUAGUAACUCAAUCCUUCCCCCAUUACUUCCACAGAAUCUAGUACAUGAAAUGUACCAAGACACAUCACCUUUACAGACAGUUAAGGUAGCCCCUUUCAAAACUUCCAGGGAUCUACUUGAAAGGAAAAGUUUUAAAGCCAUGUGUGGGCUAAGAAAAGCUGCAUUUCACUGACGUUUACUUCAAGUCUUAAUUGUCUACAUAGUGUAUUGAAGAGCAAUAUGAUUAGAUUAUUCCUUAAAAGCAGUUUGUAAAUUCAAAUGCAAUUACGUGUUAAGUUAUAGAAAAUAGUAUAUAAACAUUUUGCUUGGUCAAGGAAAAGUCCAAUACAGGGUGUAUAUUUAUCUUUUUGUAUUAUAUGAUUUACUUGUAGUUGCUCUUCUAGAGAACAUUAGAUAAUGAUUGUGUACGUACUGUAUGUAUAGUUUAUAAUAUGGCCAGGAACUGACUAAACUUGGAUUUGUGUGUGUCUGUGUGUGUGCGUGUAUGUAUGUGUGUGUGUUUGAAUAUGCAUACGAUAUUGUUCUGCUUGCCUUUUUAUGGUGUUUUAAAUUUGGAAGUAUACAGGAAAGGGUGUUCUAUGCUGUAAUAUGACCAAGAGAAAUAGGAAACAGUAUAACAAAAUCCAGUUCAAGUCUAUGUUGUUUUUCUCUCAUUUUGAAAGCAACUAUUUAGUUUAAUUAAACAGCUAAUGCCUCUAAGGUGAAAUCCCUUUGUGUUUUUACAAAUACAUUCUACUGUCUCUGACUAGGAAGUUCUAGCCGAUAGUCUUAUGCCCUACUAUGAAAUUACACCUUCCUAAGUUCCAGAAAACAUUUUCUCCAGCAACUUUGACAUUAGGGCACAUUUAUGUGAGUUGUAGAGAUCUGAGUAUGCUGGCUUCUGUUGGGGUCCAGGCGGGGGCACUCAAUGUCUCCCUUUGUGCUCUUCCUUGUAGUCACUGCCAUUGUGACUCAUCAGUACAAAGGGAGGCAGGGUGGGAGAUGUUUUUUAACUCAUAUUUUUGUUUUGAGGUUCUUUUGUAAGUAAUAACUCCUUGUUUACAUUUUAAUUACAUUCUGUCCACCAUUACAUAACCUUGAUUAUACUUUAAAGAACCAAUGAAAAGUAUUAAGAAAUUAGACUGGUUAAGUAAUAGAAAAUACUCCUUCCAUCCAUUUUAUAUAUUACACCAGUCAAGGGCUGUCAUUUGAGGUAAAGUUCACACGGUUUACUGAAAUGUUCAAAAAAGUGAGCAUGAUAGUGACAUGAACAUUUUAUGUUGUUACACUUCUGAAAUCAGGAGAAUAGUAUGUGGUAAUUGAGGAGCAGAGAAUUGAAAGGAGGACUUUCAGUGCUACCUUGGUAAAAGCAGGUAAGAGGAGCGAGAUCUGCAGGAGAGGUGUCAGGGUUUUGUGAGCCUUAGUCCUUGCUCUUAUGUUUGUUUCUCUUCAGUGUUAACCCAAUGAGAAAAGCAAUUAUGGAGCAGACUUUUCUCUCUCUCUCUCUCUCUCUCUCUCUCUCUCUCUCUCUCUCUCUCUCUCUCUCUCUCUCUCCCCUCUAUCUCUCUCUCUCUCCUCUCUCCUCUCCCUCCCUCUUUUUCUUUCUUUCCUAUUCUUUUUAAAAGUAUGAAUUUUCUCUUUGUUAGUGAAUAAUGAAAGAUCAAAACAACAACAAAGUAUUUGUAAGUCCCCACUGUAUUCUAGAAAUCUCUAUUACUUUAGUGAAGUUUUUAGAAAAUAUUGAAAGGAGCAAUGUAAUACUGUCUAGUUAAAAGUCGCAGAUAUAUUUUUUAAUAUCAUCUUUAAAAAAUGCAUUUAUACAAUUAAAAAACAUAAGAUCAUUAAAACUAAUUCCUAUCAAACAAAAUAAUUGAAGAUUUUAUUAUACUCUACUCACUUUUGAAAAUUUAUUUAAAUAUUAGUAAUAAAAUAAUUUAGAGAACUUCAUAACAACAAAAGCUUACAAAUGCACAUGUUAGAGCUUGUGCUAGCCACAACUAUAUGACUAUAAACACAAUACACACAAUAUAUUGUUUGAUAACUCUGUAUGUUCAGAGAUUAUUGGUAGGUCACUUAUACAUAAGUGGCUAGCAGUUGGAGUGAUAAUUUUUGCUUUCUCAAAAUAGAAUAUAAAUUAUUUUUAAUCAAAUUUACUUUUUUCCUUUACCAUUCAAGUGUUACAUUGGGAAAGUAAUUCAGACGAAUGUUGUAUGGUCACACAGCUUUCAUCCACAUCUAAAAUUCGGUUGAGAAUUUCUAAAGAAUGUCAAUAUGAUUUUAGAACAGAUAGACUUUUAAAUUGUAUGUGCUCUGCCCCCCAGAGAGGAAAGAAUGCCUUUCUAAAAUAUUUGUUCACCAUUGGACAUGUCACCAAUUGGAAAGUGUUAAUCUCAUCUAUGAAUGUGAGAAGGGGAUGAGGGAGAGGAGCCUGCUCUCGUAAAAUGUAGUGAGUCUGUCACUCAGCAUCGGACUUGGCAAAUUCCAGUGGUGUGAAUUCUUUUCCUGUGGAUUCAUUUUCUUACCCACUGGCCUCCAAAUCUAAAGAAUAGAUUUCAUAAUCCUCAUACAUGCAACUGAUUUGUAAAAUGAUAUAUAAUUUUAUUGUAAGAAGGUAUGACAGGGAAUUGCUCUGAACUGACUGAUUCUAUUUAAAGUCAUUCAGUUACUAUGUUUAUCAAUCAUAAUUUAUAUCUAAUCAUGCCAUUCACUAGUAUGGGUCUGACAAAAAUAAGUGAUCUUCCUGAAUUGUAAUAAUGAUAUGUAAAAUGUAAAGAUACUAAUUCUCAACAUUUGAAAACUGUAAUAUGCAUGGUUUUUAAUUCCUGUAUUUUAUUAAUCAACUCAGCAUUCUAAAGUAAUGGAAUCAUUGUACAAUUUACACAGAAAUAUUUUAUUAAAACAUAAGUGUGUCUAGAAUUUUUCAUUUUGGAAGUUUUCAAAAAUAAUGCGAAACACUCUUAACUCUGUUUAUAAAACAAUUCUAACCUCUGUGUAAUAAAAAGAGAUUCAACUUUCACAUCUCAUGUUAAAGUGGAGCUGUUAAAAUCGGUUGAGCACUUACACAUUUGCAUGUCUGCUAUUUGAAUUCUAUGUGGAAGUGAAAGAUAUUUGUAUGUCUAUUGAAGUGAGUUUUCAGAAGCACAAUGAGAAACACUCGCCUUUGGAAAGUGUUUGACUGUAUGGUACAUUAGAUGGCAAAGAGUGUCAGGUGUUAGAGUCUUAGUAGGUAUACAAUGUUGCAUAGUAGAAAAUAUCUCUGUCUCAUUUUGUUCUUACUAAAAAAUUAGGAGGGAAGACUAACUGUGAUAAUAAAAAAUCUUUGUUUAAAUUUUGCCAGAUGUUUAACCUCAGUGUAAAUAAGAAGUAAGGACAAUAUGAUGACGAUGGAGAUAAUAAUGAACAAAUGAACAGAAUCAUAAUGGUAGCUUUAUUUGAAAUUUGAUAGCUCGAAUAAGUCAUCAUUUUAUCUCAAUGCUAUAGCACAGCUGGUUACAUUGAAUAUUUUUGCUCUAUUAUGCUGUUAAUUAUAUAGUAAUGUAUCAAGAAAGAAAUAGAUAAGAAUUUUCUUCUCAUUUCUUGUUAAUUUAUAAGUCUUUCACACAUCAAUAGUUGAAUGUUCUUAUUCAGAAUGACCAUGUAAUUGUCACUUAGAAAAAGCUGCUAUUUCUUUUUUUUUAAGUGUGUUUAUAAUAAUGACUCAAGUUCCUUUUCUCAAUGUUAUUGGAAAAAGUAAAGUUGGCAAAAAUAUGUCCCAUGUUUUCAAGUUGGGUGCUAGAUUCACUGGUUUGAGUGGUCAGCUAUAUGUGAAUAUUUAGACUACUGUAGUUUUGCAAUUAAUUAUUUAAAAGAAGAUAUAUAAAUAUAUAAUGCAUUUGUAAUUGUCUGAGACUAAAGUCAGACUCUGUCCUUUGUUAAUAUGUUUAUCAAAAUCACUUAGUUUCAGGCAAAUCAUAGAGGUUUGUGGGGCCUAUCUGACUCUUCAGUAGGCGUCAGGAUAUCUGAGGUCCCUGACUCAAAGUAUAUUCAAGGAAGUAUGAGCGUUUUUGUCUUAGUUACCAUCCGCAUCUCUGUGAGCUUUC